Molecule: messenger RNA, 485 nt
Organism: Nicotiana tabacum (common tobacco)
Lineage: Eukaryota; Viridiplantae; Streptophyta; Magnoliopsida; Solanales; Solanaceae
Source: RefSeq, a predicted model, not a curated record
UUGUUAGUGGAAAGCUCAAAGCUCCAUGCUCAGCGUGCCAAGCCCAUGAAGUUUAAGGAUGGAUACAUGAUUUCUCUUGGGCAACCCGUUAAAGAGUACAUUGAUGCAGCUGUUAGGCAUGUUCUUCUUAGGCAGGGUGUGCUCGGUAUCAAAGUCAAGAUCAUGCUAGACUGGAGUAAACAAGGGCGUAUGACUCCAUCGCCAGAUCUGAUGACUAUUCAUCAACCCAAGGAGGAAGAAGAAUAUGCCGCUCUUAUGGUAGCUGCUCCUGCAAUUGAGGUUCCUGUGGCAUAAAAAACUCUGGCUGGUACUUCUAAUUAUUUUCCUAUUUCACAGCCGGAAUACUAGAUUACAUAGUGAACCAAUUUGCUUUGUAGUUUUUGUUAAGUAAGAUACUAAUUAUACCAAUUUUGUUCAUUUUCUUUUUCCGAUCUGUUGACUUUACGCCGAAACUGUUUUUAUAUAUGUUCACCUUUAUUUCUUGU